AUGAAAUGCCUCCUCGUAUCCGAAUCGUUCAGGAACAAAAGGAAAAGUGCGUUUGGUGUUGAUUUCGGGAAAUGCGCGAACCGGUUUUUGAAUUUGUUGGAUAUUGAAGACCCCGGAGCUUUGGUCGAUUUUUCAAUGGCCCCAGUGAGAGUGGGAAAGAAAUCGCCCAAGAAAGCAGUCAAACAAGAUGGCAUCAAAGGCCAAUCCUCAAUUCUCAAAUUUUUCGCCACCGCCUCAACAUCGAAAAUGCCUACUCAAGUUGAAAAUUUCCCCGUGGUUCCUGAAAACCGAACUCCCGAAAAAGUUUUCGCCAUGAAAUGCAAUCCAUCCCUGCCGGAACCAUCGCCAGAAAUCGUUCAAAAAACGCCAGAAAUUCGACAGCAGAAGAAACAAAUUCGAAACAAGUUCAAAGUGGAGAAAUCUUCAGCAGCUUCGGGAAUGGCGACAUUGGCGAAGCGAAAAGCGAACCCGAGUCCGAGUCCCAGGAAACCCUUGGAUAAUCAAGUCGCUGUUUCACCUUUGACCAAAAAAGUAAAAUCAGAAUCAGAAGGUGGAAAAUCGCCGAUUGUCACAUUUUCGGAUGAACUUGAAAAGGCCUUGAUGGAGAGCUUCGAUUUCAGCUUUGAAGAAAACUUCGUUCCGAAACCUUCCAGAUCCCUCGAUUUCAAUCCUGAACUUGUCCAAUCGCUUGCUGUGAAAAGUCAACCGUUGCCAAAGGAGACUAUCAAAAGAAAUUGUGAUUUUUCAAAAAUUGAAGCUCCAGCAAUUCCAGACGCGCCGGUAACAGAAACCGAGAUGAAAACUGCUCAAAAUCUGCCGAAUGUUUAUUUUCGAUACACUGUGGAAAACAUAAUUGAAAGCAACGGUAGCAAAGUUUUGACUCUGAAAUCCUUUUUGACUGGGGAAUCCGUCGAAUGCAUUUUGUCUGGAUUAUGGAUUCGUACCGAAGUUGUAGUUGGGGAUACUGUGAACGCUUUUGCAACGAGUGGAUUUCCGCUGAAAAUUGACAAUUCCGCUGGAUUACUUGUGGUUAAUCCGGAUUUUUUGAUCUCUGGAACUUCCGUCGUAUCUGGUUUGUUUUGUCGACGAAAAGCCGUUUUAGCUCAAAGCAUCCGUGGUUGUGAUCCUGGAAACAAAGAAAUGCUCGUGGGAACUAUUCUGCAUUCCAUUUUCCAACGAACAGUGAAAGCCGGUUCAAUAGAUGAACGAUUUUUGAAAGAUCUCGUGCAAGCUGAGCUCAUGGAACCUUCAACUCUUCUAACUUUAUACGCCAUGGACAAAAGCGAGAAGGAAUUGUCUGAAGAGAUCAUGCGAAUUCUGCCAGCAAUUGUUGACUGGCUGCGUCGUUACUACGGCGCAGUAUUGACCGGAAAUUACGUGACUUCCGGUUUUAUUGAGCCUAAGAAGCCAUUGCUUCCGCAAUGGCGAGGAAAAGUGACGGAAGUUGUCGAUAUUGAAGAGAAUAUUUGGUCGCCACGGUUCGGGCUCAAAGGGAAGAUUGAUUUAAGCGUGCGAGUUCGAUCCGUUGGUGCUUCUAUUGAAGAUGUCCUUCCUUUGGAAUUGAAAACCGGAAAGCCGAGUUAUUCCCCGGAGCACAUGGGACAAGUUGUCCUUUACUCGAUGAUGAUGGACGACCGUAGGAAAUCCCGUGAACCCGUGGACUCGGAUUUCGGUGGGCUUUUGGUCUACCUUCGAGACGGAUCCACAGCAACGAUAAAAUCCCGGACGAGCGAACGAAGGGACCUCGUAAUGCGGAGAAACGAAAUGGCGAAAAUUUAUUCGCGGAAGGUUGUCAAGUGUGACGAGGAAGAAGAGGGAUUUCAGUUGCCUGUGUUACCGGAAGUGAUUUCGCAUCGGAAGGCUUGCGAAAAGUGUCCCUAUCUUGUCGCGUGUGCCGCUUACCAAAAAGUGGUUGAGAAGACUGAAUAUCCUGAAGAUCAUCCGAUGUCUGUUUUGGUGCCAGCUGCUGUUGGACACCUGAGUGCGUCCCAGUUGGCUUAUUAUAAAAAGUGGACUCUUUUGAUGAGUCUGGAAAGCCAAGACGCGGUGAAGCAGCGAACCCGAGACGAUUAUUCGACCAAUAAUAAUGAUAUUUGGACCAUGUCUGCCGAAGACAGGGAAAAGAAAGGUGACGGCCUGUCGGACAUGGUGCUGAGGUCCGGAGAAAAAGCCGAAUUCCAGUCCGCCAGACGAAUUCUUCACAAGUUCGUCAAACGAACCGGAACGAAAAUCGGUGUUGGCCUGAAUGUCGACGAUUACGUCAUUGUCAGUUCCUCCGAUGGCGUAUUUCUGGCUCUGGCCGCCGGCUAUGUUGUCAAGUUAGACACGGAUUCCAUCGUUCUCGGACUCGAUCGAGAUUUGACGGGAAAUUUCAAUGGAAACCUAACCAAGGAAUUCAGGAUUGAUAAAACGGGAAAUUCUAUGGAUUUCUCGACAGCCAUUUGCAGAGGCUAUUUGUUGCAGUUGAUGGAUGAUUCCACGAGUUGUGAAGAGCUUCGUCGAGUCAUCAUUGACAGGGAAGUUCUCCCGAAGGUGAAGAAGUAUUCCUUGUCCAAAUGCCUGUCGGCCAAAGACGUCAUCAAGGAGCUGAACGAGCGUCAGCAAAGGGCCGUCAUCCACGUGUUGAUGAGUCAAAAGUACGCCCUGGUCAGAGGUGUCCCUGGCAGUGGGAAAACGCGACUCGUCGUGGCCCUGCUUCGCACACUCGCGGCUCGCAUGAACAAAACCGUGUUGUUGGUGAGCUACACGCAUUCCGCGAUUGACAAUGUGUUGUGCAAGUUGUUGCGCGAACACGGCGAGGAAUUCGGUGCCCGGAAUGUGGUGCGGUUGGGCAACGCGUCGCGGGUCCGAGAUGACGUGAUGGAAGUUAGUGACGACGUCCUGACGCGCGACGUCAGGACUGUGGCCGACUUGGAAGCCCUGUAUGCAUCUAAGACCGUCGUUGCGACAACGUGUCUCAGCUUGGCUCAUCCAAUGUUUGCCAGAGGCAGGAAAUUUGACGUUUGCAUCAUAGACGAAGCAGCGCAAGCCCCUCAACUUGCUGCAAUUGGCCCGCUAUUCUUCGCUGAAAAAUUCGUUUUGGUCGGUGAUCCUCAUCAGCUGCCUCCUGUGGUCGUCAGUGACUCUGCCAAGUUAAUGUUCAGUGGAAUCUUGGAUCCGUAA
This is a messenger RNA of Notodromas monacha, 3162 nucleotides long. NCBI's taxonomy places the organism in Eukaryota, Metazoa, Arthropoda, Ostracoda, Podocopida, Cyprididae. The record is from the annotation of a GenBank genome assembly.